Castor canadensis (American beaver) is the source of this 285-nucleotide messenger RNA. RefSeq names its product apolipoprotein C-II. Gene Ontology annotation, cellular component: very-low-density lipoprotein particle; high-density lipoprotein particle; chylomicron. NCBI's taxonomy places the organism in Eukaryota, Metazoa, Chordata, Mammalia, Rodentia, Castoridae. Gene Ontology annotation, molecular function: phospholipase binding; phospholipase activator activity. The record is from RefSeq and is a predicted model, not a curated record. Gene Ontology annotation, biological process: lipid metabolic process; triglyceride homeostasis; positive regulation of lipoprotein lipase activity.
AUGGGCCCUCGAUUCCUCCUGGCUCUGUGUUUUGUCCUCCUGGUAUUAGCAUGUGAGGCCCAGCAAGACGAGCCUGCCAGCCAAACUCUGCUGGCGCAGGUGCAGGAGUCUCUCUCCAGUUACUGGGACACAGCUAAGGCGGCCGCCCAGGGUCUGUAUGAGAAGACAUAUCUGACCAGCAUGGAUGAGAAACUCAGGGAUAUGUACAGCAAGGGUUCGGCAGCCAUGACCACUUACGCAGGCAUCGUCACUGACCAGAUCCUCACUCUGCUGAAAGGAGACUAG